CCCUUCCUAGGGUUAGGGUUAGGGUUAGGGUUUCUCCCUCUCUCACACUUAUGUAGUGCUCAAUUGAAGCAAAUCCCUUUUUAGGGAUUGAUGUUCUUCAAUGGCCAAUAGCAAAUUUGAGUAUGUGAAGGAUUUCGAGACUGAUGAUAGAUUGCCACGCUGCAAUUGGAUUGUGGUGAGAAUUGAUGGAUGCCAUUUUCACCAAUUUUCUGCAGAUCAUGCAUUUGAGAAACCCAACGAUGAGAAUGCCCUGAACCUGAUGAAUGCGUGUGCAGUCUCUAUGCUUGAGCAGUUCCCAGAUAUUGUAUUUGCUUACGGUGUGAGCGAUGAAUAUAGUUUUGUACUGAAGGAGGCAAGUCAAUUUUACCAGAGACGGGCAAGCAAAAUACUUUCGCUCACUGUCUCCUACUUCACUGCUGUUUAUGUGAUGAAGUGGAAAGAGUUCUUCCCCCACAAAGAUUUGAAAAGGCCGCCAUUUUUUGAUGGGCGAGUUGUAUGCUAUCCAAGAGCGAAGAUCAUUCGAGAUUAUCUUUCGUGGAGGCAAGUAGACUGUCAUAUUAACAAUCAAUACAAUACUUGCUUCUGGAUGCUAGUUAAGUCUGGGAAAACAGAAAGGGAAGCACAAGAAAUGCUAAAGGGUACACUGUCAAAAGAUAAGAAUGAGCUUCUUUUCCAACAGUUUGGUGUUAAUUACGACAAAGUACCAGCUAUGUUCCGCAAAGGGUCUUGUGUUUACAGAGAUAAGGUUGAAGAAAUAGUGAAGUUCGAUGAGAGCAGAAAUCCCGUCAGAAGAAUUCGAAAGAAGGUUGUUCUUGGACACUUUGACAUUAUCGGCCCCAAUUUUUGGCAUGAACAUCCAGAAAUUCUUGAAGAAGAUUAAGUAAUCGAGCAACAUCAAAAUGGAGGUCGCGGUAGGAUGCUUUAAUAUUAGCGUCUCUCAAUUCAGAAAUUCUUGAAGAAGAUUUGAGUCACAUCUAGCAGGAAAAUUCUUCUGUAAAUUUACUACAUUAGCUUCAGUUUAUCAACAUCUUAUAUAUUGUAAUUUUCGCGUGAGCACUACUUUUUAGCAAACUGAAUUUUUUCUGCUCUGUGGAAUUCUUUUUCCUAACCUUUUCCUGCCAAAGUAGAAUAAAAGAUGUACUAGUGAUUUUUUUUGAUUCUCUGUAGUUUCUCAUUUAAAUAUAAGUUUGAUAUUUCCUGCUUUUA
Ananas comosus (pineapple) is the source of this 1206-nucleotide messenger RNA. Its product is annotated as tRNA(His) guanylyltransferase 1-like. Lineage: Eukaryota; Viridiplantae; Streptophyta; Magnoliopsida; Poales; Bromeliaceae. Gene Ontology annotation, biological process: tRNA modification. The transcript is spliced from 8 exons. The coding region runs from base 101 to 880 and encodes 259 amino acids. Gene Ontology annotation, molecular function: tRNA guanylyltransferase activity; magnesium ion binding. The record is from RefSeq and is a predicted model, not a curated record.